GAUGGUCAUUCCCGAUCAGAUGCCCGUACCCUUUGUCCGCACGCCCGCGCCCUCCUACCCUCGCCCAGUGCCACUGCCGCCGCAACCGUUCCCUCCUGCCCUCACCCACACGCAGCCGCCCCCACACAGCCACGCCACCGUGUACCCCUCCUCUCCCCUCACAAUCGCCACCACGCAAUCACGCUCUCAAUCCCCGUGAUCAACGAGCUCACACACCACCGGCAGCCUCACGCCAGCCUCCUGCAGCUAUCCCGCUCCUGCCCCUCACAACCGCGCCACCGUCCGCCGUGACGAGAUCUGUCCUUACAGCUCCACUUCAUCAUGUGGUCCCGCUCCCACUCACCCUUAUCGACCAGCUCCACGCAAAACGGAACACACCAUUGGCGGCCUCACCGAUGACGGCGCCCUCCUGACGACGUUGGGGGUGGGGGCUCCAGUGACGGGAGGUACCAGGUUACCAGCCGAUAUUUCCAUUGAUUCUCGUGCGAUCCGUGUUCUCAACCCAGCGGUGCCACCCACCCUCCUGACCAAACCUUGGUUGCCAUCCAAAUCCCAAUUCCCAGCACCACCAGUCGCGCUCUCGCAGGCAACAAUGGCGAGGAGUCGCCACAACUGACAUUUUGCCUUCCAAUCUAAUUGUGGUCCAUCAGAGGGGGCACCAGCAACGGCGACUGCGGCGGCUGCAGAGGGAGCACCAUCGGUGGUGUCUGGGGCGGGAAAGGUGGGAUUUUGCGCUGGCGUGGGCGGCGGCCGUGCGGCGGUGGUGGGAUGCUGGAUGGGGUCGGGCAAGACGGGCUAUAAAUCGGCGGCGGCGGCGCACGCAGAGCUGGGGCGGGACUUGGAGGCGCGGUGGAGGACUGCACCAAAGGCAAGGACAACACGAUGACGUCCAGGAGGGCGAGGAAGAUAUUGGUGGCCUUGCCCACAUAGCAGCUCUGCAUCGCCGCUGCUCUGAUUCUCUUCUCUGCCUCCAGUGGCUGGCUGCCCUACUUCUCUUCUCUGCCUCCGGUCGCUUGCAGCCAUUGCUGGCGGUGCUUCUCAGUCAUACAUGAAAGUUUGUGGUCUAAUUUCAAAACGGAUCCGGAUCUGCUGAAUUAAUUACUCUGGCAUCUUGUUUGUGUAGGGGACAUGCAUAUAACCGUAAAGGAUGAGGCUGAUGUUAGCUUGAAGCUGGAUGACAAAGUUGAUGGAGUUGCCUUCUUUCAAACUGGUGCUAUGGAUAUAUCACAAAGGAAUCUUCUCAAAGGUUUAACUUCUGAUGAAAGUGUUGUUGUUAAGGAUUCCUUGACACUAGGAGUGGUGAUUGUCAAGCAUUGCGGAUAUACGGCAACUAUGAAGGUUUCUGGACACACGAAAGACUGUAAUGAUGUUUAAGAGUACGGCUCCCGAAAAUUAUCAAUCCAGAAACUGUUGUUGGUAAUCAUACCUUACCCCAAAGUCUCAUGGUGAUAUUCCUGCAAGGAAAAUAGCAUGUACAGUACUUGAAGACAGCUUGAUAAAGUCAGCAUUCCUUGCAAAAAUCCUAUAAUUAUCAGAUGUGAACUUGGGUCCUGGCUGCAAUACUUUCUGAAAAAGGAUUCUCCGGCAUCUGAGAAUGGUAAGGGGAAUGCAACAAAUGGUGACAAAGAGUCAGCUGUCAAAGGUCUUGGAAAGCAUUUUGAACAGUUAAGGAAGAUUAAAAAGAAAGAAUGCAAUAUUGAAGGUUCCAACUCUGAGAAGGAAGAAUCUAACUACUUGCCGAUGAAUGGUAUGCAAGAAUCGGAUAAAAUAGCAGUUGAUGAAACAAACAAGGAGGCUGAUAUAAGCAAGCUGAUGUCAGAUGAUGCUUUCUUUCGCUUGAAGAGUUUGGGAGCUGGCCUUCAUGAAAAGGUGAUUUAAAUCUGCAGGUUCACUCUCUUAGAAUUCUCUUUUAAGAUGGCUAGAACUAUGCUUGUGAUCGGCUUGUAAAUUCUCUCUAAAAUGCUUGUACGUAAAUCUCCUUUUCUAUUGCUAAUAUAUAGAACAGUAGGUGCCUCCCCUACUGUAGCCUCCUCUACUGUAGUUCGUAAAAACAAAUGUGCAAGUUCAUAGGAUUAUUUUAGAGUUCCUGAA
This is a messenger RNA of Phragmites australis (common reed), 2091 nucleotides long. Its product is annotated as protein REDUCED CHLOROPLAST COVERAGE 2-like. The transcript has 3 exons. The record is from RefSeq and is a predicted model, not a curated record. Gene Ontology annotation, cellular component: cytoplasm. Bases 1129 to 1374 code for a protein of 81 amino acids. Gene Ontology annotation, biological process: organelle organization. NCBI's taxonomy places the organism in Eukaryota, Viridiplantae, Streptophyta, Magnoliopsida, Poales, Poaceae.